Messenger RNA from Bombus terrestris (buff-tailed bumblebee), 4286 nucleotides. It is a transcript of the gene yps, whose product is annotated as Y-box-binding protein 1. The transcript has 7 exons. Gene Ontology annotation, molecular function: nucleic acid binding. The record is from RefSeq and is a predicted model, not a curated record. Bases 99 to 938 code for a protein of 279 amino acids. Gene Ontology annotation, cellular component: nucleus. Gene Ontology annotation, biological process: regulation of gene expression. NCBI's taxonomy places the organism in Eukaryota, Metazoa, Arthropoda, Insecta, Hymenoptera, Apidae.
CAUGUUGGGAACAUUAGAAGGGAACCAACACCACAACCAGAAAGACGGGAACAUCUAGGUUCGGCAGCGGCGUGUCUUAACACCUUAACACCACCACCAUGGCUGACCCGGAAAAACAGCCCGAACAACCAAAGGCUGGCCAGCAGAAGCUGAUCAUCGCUAACAAAGUGACCGGGACUGUAAAGUGGUUCAACGUGAAGAGUGGGUACGGAUUCAUCAACAGGAACGACACCAAGGAGGAUGUAUUUGUUCAUCAAUCAGCCAUCGUGAAGAACAACCCAAGGAAGGCUGUGCGCAGUGUCGGCGACGGUGAAGUGGUCGAAUUUGACGUGGUAAUAGGCGAGAAGGGUCAUGAAGCGGCCAACGUUACUGGUCCAUCCGGGGAAGCAGUAAAAGGUUCGCCUUAUGCUGCCGAUAGGCGACGUGGGUAUCGCGGAGGUCAUUGGUACAUCAGUCAAAGACGUGGAAGCACUCGACCUCAACGUAGACCUCGAGAAGGUCAAGACGGUUACGAAACCGGUGAGGGUAAGACCGGGGACGAAGCGAAUGUCGGUGAGGGAGGCGGUCAGCAACGACGUUACAGGGUUCGACGACAAUACGAUGGCUACUAUCGCGGAUCGCGCCGUUCUGGUCCAUCGGCGCAACAACAAGGAGAUAACACCGGCGACGGUGGCGAACAAGGUGGCGAGACUGGCGGGGACGGAGGCGUGCCACGUGGUGGCGGUCGUGGACGCGGAGGACCUUCUCGUCGUUACUUCCGUCGUAAUUUCCGCGGGGGAAGAGGUGGCGGACCUCCGCGUCGUCCUCGUAGCCAGGACGGCCAAGUAAAAUCGGAGCAGAAGUCGGAUGCACCUAAAGAUAAGGAUGCACCUGUCGCUGUCCCUGCUCCACAGGAAAGUCAGCCGGUUCAGAACACCACCACCGAAAGCACCGCUUAACCAAGAGUAAUGGUACCACUACAACAAAAACACUCCUUUUAAUAUAUAACACCAACACCCGUUAUACACCGAAGCAACAGCAACGACAACAGCAACCGCAGCAGCAACACUAUAACAUAACAAAUGAAAAAAGUUAAAAAAAAAAAGCGAAACAAAAAAAGCAAGAAAUGGAAGGAAAUUGCGGAACAUCGCUCCACACUCUCCCCGGCAGAAGAAGAAGAUUAAGAAGCGUGUCCGAUAUGCUGCCGGAAUUAGUUGAUAGAAUACGCUGGAAAGCCUCGUCGCGAAGAAGAAACACGAUCCACGACAUGUAUCGACUACGAGCGAACAAACUCUCGAGUUGGACUUACCGCCGUACGACCACCGUUUUUCGUUAUAUUUCUGUGAAAAUUUAUAGAUUUUCGAUUGUGUAAAUCUGUCACUCGUCGAAAUUCAAAAGAUUUUAAGAAAAAGCGAUCGGAAGAGACGUAGCCGGUGAAUGACGGUUUUAUUCCGCGAACUGGGACGAAACGGCGGUAAGUCGUGUAUUUUGGAGUAUUUCGUCCGACGACGGCGGUGAAAAAUGGUAAAGAAAAUGCGCGAUUGUAACGCAACGAAUUUCGUUCUGCGUCAAGUUAUGAAAGUUAGGUAAUCUCGAUCGUGGAAGAAACAACGAAGAGAGAGAAGAGAAGAAACACGGUGAUGGGCUACACAAUACGAAUUCGAAUAGGCGAAAGUGGUAUUUUUGUUCUUGUUUUUGCGUAUUUAUUGUUUCAUACGUUUUAAUUUUUCUUCAACGAAACGCAUUCGAUCGUUUUACGCAUAUAUAUAUGUCUUUGAGUUUAACGCGAUGCUCGCAGAGUUUUUCUCUUGUCCGUGUACAUGUAAUCGGUAAAUGCGCGCGCGCGCCCCUGAAAUCAUAGGAAUACGUUACUACGCGCGCUUACCUGUCAUUGUGCCAGCCAGCUUAAUCGUUUCAGUUUCUCUCGAAAUUACUCCGUUCUUUUUUUUCCCCCCCUCCCCCUUCAUUGAAACGCAAUAUGUUCGAUUCGUUUCGAAAACCAGUCGUCCGUCGUGUCGCUUUUGUCUCUUCGGUCCUCGUUGGUUCGUGGCUUAUAUGCUUUGCAAAAUCGCAACGAGAAGAUUCGUUCGAUGAUCAGCGACUAAAUGCAAUUAUAAAUCUCAUAGAAUUUUCUGUCUGAUCGCGUAAUUUAGUGACGCGAAACAAAUUGGCGCGGUACCUUUCACGAUCGCUCGUAUCAAAUGACGCGAUCGAUGCCCCAGGAGGGCACGAAACGUAUUAUCCGACGAUAAGCAACGAGAUGUCACGCGUAAAGCGUUAACCGAGAAUCCGAUCAAUUUUUGCCGUAAUUUUCGGUGUAACGAGCCGAUAACGUUCGAUCAUGGUGGAAGAACAUUGCCGUCGUUGCUCGAACGUAUCGAUCCUCGAAGAUAUCGGAAAUUUCCUCUCGAUUGACAAUGCAAACCUGCGGUUUGUCAGUGAGUAAAUGAGCGAGCGAGCAAGCGAGUGAAUGCGCGAACAAGUGAGAUAGUGAGAGAGAGAGAUAGAUAGAUAGAUAGAUAGAUAGAUAGAUAGAUAGAAAACGAGAGAGAGAGAGAGAGAGAGAGAGAGAGAGCGAAAUAGAGAGAGAGAGAUAUAUAUAUACAUAGAGAGAAAGAGUGAGAGAGAGAGAGAGAGAGAGAGAGAAUAAGAGAGGACGAAAGAUUUAUACACUUUUGCAUGAAAACGGAACAAUUUUUUAAAUUUUAGUUUGUAGUUCUAUCGUCGGAAAAUAAAAUGUACAAUUUUCUUUCCAAACGCUUCGAAGUUGAGCGCGCAAAUUCGUUGCGUCAGAUUUUAUUUCAUUUCAAGGGAACAAGAUAUCUUUUUAGUUUUUUUUGUCUCUGUCUCAAUCUGUGUCUGUGUCGUCAUCAUAAUCUUUAUGGUCGCUAUCGUCCUAUCGUAAGGCUAUUUUGCGAUCUUCGGUAAAAAGGCUUUAGUGCGUUAGUCACCUCGAGUGCUUUUUGCAAUAGAGCCUUGAACGGUGAAACACGAUCGGGAGAAAAGAGCGACGAGGUGAAGACAGAGUGGAGAGUGUGUGUGCGUGCAUGCGUACAAAUAUAGCGUAAAAUGAGGAAUAACAACUGCUGAUCCUCGUGUUCCUCCGCGGUCGAUUGAAAUGAAAGCGGGAACAGGGAAGAUAGCAGUGCGUCGGUUCGUCGUCGAUUCGUCGUCGAUUCGUCGUCGAAUGCGCGCUGCUUGACGUUUCGCGUUUUUUUGUACGCGAUCCAUACAGAAGGAUGUGUUGCCGCGGGACGCGAGCUAGCGACGAGGAAGAGGAGACGAAGAGCGUGAAAGAAAAUAAGGUAAACGACUCCUAGACGCAGAACGUUGUAAUUGUAUGCGGAAAAAAGAACGAUGCAUGUGUUGGAAGUGAAUAUCGGAAUUAAAAAAGAAAUAGAAGCAAAGAGAAAAAAGAGGAGUCGUGCGCGGACCAGUAUGCUAGCAGGCAACGUAACGUCGAACUUGGACCGCGUUCGAAGUGAACGGCGAGCACGGAACGCGCACGGUCGCGAACGGUGAUCCCUGUGAUACGAAUUGUAACGUCGGCGCGUUCGCGUUUCGAAGGCCUGUGGAAAUGCGUCGAGUAGAAAUCGUACUCUGCGCUCUCGAUACUCUCGUAUCGUUCCCCCUAGCGCGGCGCGUGUCUGAAAUCGCGCUCGUUUCUCGACGAGGAACGAGAACGAGAAGAUCGCGCGUCACGAUUCGCGUACCACUCGCUGCGACAGUCAAUUAGUUUUAAUUCAGCUUUUCGCGAGGAGCGAUCUCAAUGAUGAGAGAGUCGUCCCGGAUCGUGCGGGACGGAACGGAUGAUGAAAAAAGAGAGGAGCGUAAGAAAGGGGAGAAUCGAGGGAACGCUCCCGUGUCUCGAAGAAGAAAGGGUAGUCAUCUAAUUACACGUAAAGGAGGAGACGUAAAUCUUGCCGGUCGCGACACGGAUGCGCCGCGUUUGCCGCGCGCGUCCAACGUGUCGCCGCUCGAUCGAAACCACCCCGGCGAUCCAUCCUGCUCUCCUCGUCCUUGCCCCCUUACCUUCGUCUUUACCUUCCCCAUUAUCCCUGUCUUCGCUUUCACCUAUACCCUUGUCCUUAUCCUUACACCUAUCCUUACCCUUACCCUUACCCUUACCCUUUCCUUAUCCGGUUUCCGAUCCGCAUCUUUCAUAUUCUCAUUUCCUCGAACCCCCAGUGAAUUUUGUACCGAAAUGCGAAACUUUGAAAAGCUACUUUCAUAUACGGAAUUUAAUUUUUUCACGAAACAUGUGCAUUAUAAAAAAUAAAUGCCAAAAAAAUCGCAAAACUCACGAA